Molecule: messenger RNA, 1649 nt
Organism: Carassius carassius (crucian carp)
Lineage: Eukaryota; Metazoa; Chordata; Actinopteri; Cypriniformes; Cyprinidae
Product: myoblast determination protein 1 homolog
Exons: 3
Coding region: 196-1020 (274 amino acids)
Biological process (GO): regulation of transcription by RNA polymerase II; muscle organ development; positive regulation of myoblast differentiation
Molecular function (GO): protein dimerization activity; RNA polymerase II cis-regulatory region sequence-specific DNA binding; DNA-binding transcription factor activity, RNA polymerase II-specific
Source: RefSeq, a predicted model, not a curated record
CAACAAGUACCUGAGGGGUACAAGCAAAGAAACCUUUGUAGGAUCUGCGAUUUUUAAAGGUUGUCUUGAGCAACACGUUAUUUCAGGAUCGGAAGGAAUUUGUCUUAAUAUUCCUAAAUCUUCAAAAACUUCACCACUUGGGAAGCAUUCAAGUAUAUGCCUAUACAUUUAUUAUUUUUACCUUAACAACUAAAGAUGGAGUUGUCGGAUAUUCCUUUCCCCAUCCCGUCAGCUGAUGAUUUCUACGACGACCCUUGUUUCAACACCAACGACAUGCACUUCUUUGAAGACCUGGACCCGAGGCUCGUCCACGUGAGCCUGCUGAAGCCCGACGAGCAUCACCUCGAGGACGAGCACGUUAGGGCGCCCAGCGGGCAUCACCAGGCCGGCAGGUGCCUGCUGUGGGCAUGCAAAGCCUGCAAGAGAAAAACCACCAACGCGGACCGCCGCAAAGCCGCCACCAUGAGGGAGAGGAGAAGACUGAGCAAAGUCAACGACGCCUUCGAGACCCUCAAGAGAUGCACGUCCACCAACCCCAACCAGAGGCUGCCCAAAGUAGAGAUCCUGAGAAAUGCCAUCAGUUACAUCGAGUCUCUGCAGGCGCUGCUCAGAGGUCAAGAGGAAAACUACUACCCCGUCCUGGAACAUUACAGCGGAGACUCCGACGCCUCCAGCCCGAGAUCCAACUGCUCGGAUGGCAUGAUGGAUUUCAUGGGUCCUACAUGUCAGUCGAGAAGACGCAGCAGAUAUGACAGCUCAUACUUCAGCGAUGCUUCAAACGCUGACGCACGGAAUACUAAAAGCUCGGUGGUGUCGAGUUUGGAUUGUCUGUCCAGCAUCGUGGAGCGCAUCUCCACAGAGACCCCCGCGUGCCCCGUGCUGUCGGUACCGGAGGGGCACGAGGGGAGCCCGUGUUCUCCGCAGGAGGGGUCUGUCCUGAGUGAGACCGGGGCCCCCGCACCGUCCCCGACCAACUGCCCUCAACAGCAGGCUCAGGACCCCAUCUAUCAAGUGCUUUAAAGACCCGCAACACAGCAAAACGAAUUGAAAAAGACUAUUGGGAAACAUUCAGCAGAAGAAGAAAAAACCCGGCAAAUCCGAUCUUAACGACAAAAGAAAGACUAUUUCGAUCCACUGCUGGAAACUAUAGGAACGAAUGUUCUUUCUUUCUUUCUUUCUUUUUUUUCUUUUUUCUUUUCUUUCUUUCUUUCUUUCUUUCUUUCUUUCUUUCUUUCUUUCUUUCUUUCUUUCUUUCAUUCAUUCAUGCUGUGGGAAAUGAAUUCCAUUCUGAAAAUGGCUCAGCAGAUCAGCAGAAGUGAGUUUCUUAACUACGCUUAUUUAUAUUAUUGCAUCCACGUGAAAAUGUGACCAUAUUUUUCCCCCCUUUGUGAAUAUAUUUUCUGUCACCGUCAGCUUUUAUUGCCUAAUUAUUUACGAGAGAGUCGUAAUCCAGAUAGGAAAAGUAGGACCACUUUUGUACAUGUGUAAAUAAGAUGUGUUUUGUUAAAGCGAUGGAAACGAACAAACAUAUUAUUGUAUUUAAUGAUGCCUGUUUGAAACACUUGCUUGUUGUGUCUUGUGUUAAACUUUAUAUUUAUACUUCUUAAACGAGUGAAUGUCGGAUUAAUAAAAAAAGAUAUGACUAUUUA